Molecule: messenger RNA, 4957 nt
Organism: Chiloscyllium plagiosum (whitespotted bambooshark)
Lineage: Eukaryota; Metazoa; Chordata; Chondrichthyes; Orectolobiformes; Hemiscylliidae
Product: cadherin-12-like
Biological process (GO): cell-cell adhesion mediated by cadherin; cell migration; multicellular organism development
Cellular component (GO): plasma membrane; adherens junction; catenin complex
Molecular function (GO): calcium ion binding; beta-catenin binding; cadherin binding
Source: RefSeq, a predicted model, not a curated record
AUCACAGUAUAUCAGGAGCGUCCAAUGCAUGAGGACAAAUUCUUCAUGAUUAGUGCUCACUUUAACUAACCAUCUCCUCUGCACACCCGCUGCAAAGCCAGCAGUGUGAGACAGACAGACAGAAUUCCCAAAUGAACCAGCCUUCCCACAGAAAUAUCUACAGUGACCAAGAAACUCUGCUUCAGAGAUGUUAUGUUUUAAAAUGCAUUAAUCAGGUCAAUGAGCAUCCCACCACCCCCCUCCCCCAUGCUUAGGAGAACAGGCAGCUCCGAGUCGGAGCAGGCUGGCUGUCUUCCUUCAUGUACAAACAUCUAAAUGAAACAUGGUGCGUUCAAUCGGCCCUGGGUUCUCAAAGGAAUUUGGUUCCGUCUUUCUACUUUAAACACAGUGAAGUUCAUGUGAAGACUAGCCUCGAUAUUGAGGGACUCGACCCAAAAUAAACACUGGUGAUUGUAUUCGAAUACACAGCUCCAUCAACAGAGGGCUUCAAUUAAGGACCAGAAGUGGAAUUUAAUGUAUUCACAUCAGCAUAUUGAUAAAACACAGAGGAUCAUUUGAGGUGUAAAGACAGCAGCCUUGCAGAGAUCCUGUUGUCUCCAUGCAUCCAGGAACAUCCAUCUAAACUGGAGUUCUGUUUUCUUGUAUAUUCUGAGCUAUAUUCUGCUGGACACAAAUGCUGACUGUGAACUGUUUGUCGCUGUUUCUUUGGAUUCUGUUAGAUGAGGGUCUUUUAACACCUCUUGAAUCACUGUCACCAAGGAGUUCAGCACACACAGGCAGUGACAACAUAAUUGAGCUGUCUGGAGAUGGAAUUCCUAAACUCCAACGUGUUAGACGGGGCUGGAUCUGGAACCAGUUCUUUGUACUGGAAGAAUACAUGGGGUCAGAACCUCAGUAUGUGGGAAAGCUACAUUCAGACUUGGACAACGGUGAUGGUUCUGUGACCUAUACUCUGUUAGGUCAAGGAGCUGGCUCAAUCUUCACCAUCGAUGAGAUUACAGGAGAUAUUCAUGCAAUAAAGAGCCUGGAUCGUGAAGAAAAGUCUUAUUACGUUCUGCGUGCACAGGCUGUAGAUACAGAAACCGGAAGACCUGUGGAACCUGAAUCGGAAUUUAUCAUUAAGGUUCAGGAUAUCAAUGACAAUGAGCCAAAGUUUCCGGAUGGACCUUACGUUGCUGAUGUCCCAGAAAUGUCUCCUGCUGGUUCCUUUGUUGUUCAAAUAACAGCGACAGAUGCUGAUGAUCCAACAUAUGGAAACAGUGCCAGGGUGGUGUACAGUAUCCUGCAGGGACAGCCAUACUUCUCUGUGGAUCCCAAAACAGGUGUCAUAAGAACCGCUUUAUCAAACAUGGACCGAGAAGUGAAAGAAGAAUACCAAGUUAUCAUUCAGGCCAAAGACAUGGGUGGUCAAAUGGGAGGCUUAGCAGGGACAACAAUGGUCAAUAUCACUCUCACUGAUGUUAAUGACAAUCCACCAAGGUUCGCCAAAAACGUCUUUCAUCUGAAAGUUCCUGAGUCAACCACAGUUACUUCUGAAAUUGGUAGAAUAAAGGCCAAUGAUGCUGAUAUUGGGAAGAAUGCAGACAUCGACUACAGCAUCGUGCCUGGAGAUGGACUAAAUGUGUUUGGGAUUAUCUCUAACAAGACCACACAAGAAGGAAUUAUAAGUCUGAAAAAGCCAUUGGAUUACGAAAAUAAAAAAUCCUACGUCUUCAAAGUAGAUGCAGUAGACCCCCAUCCAGAUGAACAUUUCCAAUCAAUGGGCCCUUUCAAAGACACAGCGACAGUGAAGAUUACAGUCUUGGAUGUAGAUGAGCCUCCCAUCUUCAGUAGACCCUUUUACAUAAUGGACGUUUAUGAAGAUACCAAUGUGGGCAGUAUCAUCGGUGCAGUGACAGCACAGGAUUCUGAUGUUAGCAACAGUCCUGUCAGGUACUCAAUUGAUGAGAAUACUGACCAGGAGAGAUAUUUCACGAUUGAUGAGAUUGAUGGAACAAUUGCGACCAAUGAUGUCCUGGACAGAGAAGAUAUUUCUCAGUACAACAUCUCUGUUGUAGCCAGAAAAGUCAGCAACCCUGAUCUGGUUAGCAAAGUCCCUGUGACCAUUCAAGUUUUAGAUGUUAAUGAAUAUGCACCAGAAUUCUCAGUGCCUUACGAGACCAUGAUGUGUGAAAAUACAAAGACUGGUCAGAUCAUUAUGACGAUCAGCGCAGAGGAUAAAGAUAUGCCACCUACUACACCACAAUUUCAUUUCAGAUUGUCACCUGAGGCUGCUACCAAUCCUAACUUCACAAUCCACGACAACGGAAACAACACAGCUGGAAUCUUACCCAAGAGAAAUAGUUACAGUCGCAGGCAGCUAGAGCUCUAUUUCCUUCCAGUGGUGGUCUCAGACAGUGGUUACCCUGUACAAAGCAGCACAAACACACUGACUAUUCGAGUCUGCGGAUGUGAUGUGGAUGGUACUAUCUUAUCCUGCAAUGUAGAAGCUAUCUUCCUCCCAGUGGGCUUGAGCACAGAAGCACUGAUAGCAAUCUUGCUCUGCAUCAUUAUACUCCUUGUGAUUGUGGUGCUGUUUGUGGCAUUGAGAAGGCAAAGGAAAAAGGAGAUCUGUAUGACAUCGAAAGAAGAUAUCAGAGACAAUGUAAUCAGUUAUGAUGAUGAAGGAGGUGGUGAGGAGGACACCCAGGCUUUUGACAUCAGCACCCUGAGGAAACCUGACUUGAUAGAGGAUGUGCAGUUGCGCAGAGACGUCAAGCCAGAAAGCCACCAUCCGCAGCGGCAGACCAUCAUAAUACAAAACCACACGGACAUUAGAGACUUCAUCGAUCAGAGAGUGCAGGAGAAUGAUGCAGAUCCCAGUGCACCUCCUUAUGAUUCCCUGGUGACAUACGCUUAUGAAGGAAACUGCUCGAUAGCUGAAUCACUCAGCUCCUUGGAUUCAGUUCCCACAGACACAGAUCAGGAUUACGAUUACCUCACUAACUGGGGGCCUCGCUUUAAAAAACUUGCAGAUCUUUAUUCUCCAGAGAAAACUAACAGCCAACAAAGUAAUACCGAACGACAGUAAAUUUGAAGUUUGGCAAAUUUAAGGACAAGUUGACUUUUGUCUUUUUUUUAAAAGAAAGAAUGGCUGCCAUUGUUACCCGCUCUGUCAACUUAUUGUUUUACUGUGAGAUAGUUUUAUUAGGUACCACAAAGAUUGGAUCAUUGUGAAAUUGGAGAGAGGCUGGCUGGUGCAGUGUCUUUGAAAUGUUUUGGCCAUGCAAUUGUAAGUGAAAAGGAAAACAAAAAAGCUGCAGGUUUUUCUGUAACCUUAACUGAAGUGCCUCAAAGAACUCUAAACACUGCAGAUGUUUAUGCUCUCCAGUAAGAGUGUCAGUUUUUAUUAUACAACUAAAAGGUGUUCUUAACUUGAAUUAAAUCACAUUUACUUCAAUAAAAGAAGCAAUGGAGUAGAUUUAGGUGUUUGUGUUAAUAAUAUUGAUUUUUGUUUUGGACAUGACCUCUACAACUAAGAAAAACAUUGAUGCCUAAUGAGCACAUGUUAUCCUCCUCAACAUUUUCCUCUCUGGGGCCUCUGUGUAUCUCUUCCUGUCAAACACAUUCAUGCUGUUGGAAAUCCAUGACAGGUACCAUAACGGAUUUCACCAUGAGUCCUGUCAAUCUGCUAUGUGAUGAACUGACAAGAAAUUUAUUAUAAAGGAAUGGAAUUGGAUCUGACAGUUUUUUCCCCUGUCAAGUUUUAUAUCUGAGAGUGAACUAACGUUACAAUUGAAAGUAAUGUCAGUCACAACAUUAUGAAAGAUCUCAAAACCCUUUGAUGUAUAGCCCAAAAUGCUAUUGCUAAAAUUACUUUGCAGCCAGUAAAAAAUUAAAGCAUUGUGUAUUAAUCCUGAAUUAUUUUGUAUCUUUGUAAAAGACUUUUUUUUACCUCCUGCAGAGAUACAGAUGGAAGUAAUGCCAGGGGCUCAGAGCUCAGAGCAUGGAGCUCAUUCCUGCAGCCAGAUUCUCUGAACUGUGAGAAAACAAAAAAGAAUUUACACAUUUACACUUGGGGUCUUGGAGCCAAUCCUCGGGCUGUCCCACUGAAGUCUCCAAACAACACAACUGCCUCGAAGGAUGAGGAAUUCAAUUCCCAACUACUUGUCAUGUCAUGAUCCAUAAUUUGAACUUCUGACCUAGAGGGUCAGUUCAUUACACUAAAGUAUAAAAUACAGGACAGGAUACUGAUAGAUGGGGCCCCUGAAAGACAAAUGUAAGCUGUAUGUAGCCUGUAGCCAGGGAGAAUAAUAGUUUCAUAGAAUUUAUGAAAGAGGCCCUCCAGCAUUCAAUUUUGCACUGACAAAAUAACUAAUCCAGAUUUACACUAGACUCACUUUCCAGCACUUGGUACACAGCAUUGAAUAUUGUGACAUUGCAAAUGCUUAUCCAAGUUCUGUGAUGAACAAUACAGAUAAAGAAUAUCAAUGAUGUAGUCAGUCAGGUCCUGACAGGUGUCUGUGAACUUAACCCACAACUGAGCAAUGAAACCGUUUGAAGAUAAUCUGAUAUAAUGAUGUUCAUGAUGAAUAUUGACCACAGACCACAAUGUAGGGAACUCUCCUGCUUUUCCUCUGACAGUACAGUUGGACCCAAAAGUAUUGGUAUAACCUUGGUUUAACAUCUCAUUCAGAUAUCAGCACCUUGGUCAGCGGAGUGCUCCCACUGCCAUCUGACUGGAGAUGAGUGAGAACGCUCUGAAUUCAUGAGAUUCACAUGAAGGUCAUGGCCAACAGGUUACCAGAUCGGAACUUGCUGUGAAUAUAAUACCUCAGGUGCUUGCUGCAAAUUUCAAAAAGGAAGAAUCAACCACAGAAUCACACAAUUGUUUAAGUGCCGAAGAAGGCCAGUCAACCUAUUGUCUCUGUAUGUCUCUUUGUAUGAGCAUCUUCACUGAGUGCCAUCCUCUUGUAAC